Messenger RNA from Panicum hallii, 1044 nucleotides. Its product is annotated as skin secretory protein xP2-like. The record is from RefSeq and is a predicted model, not a curated record. The transcript is spliced from 5 exons. The coding region runs from base 1 to 1044 and encodes 347 amino acids. NCBI's taxonomy places the organism in Eukaryota, Viridiplantae, Streptophyta, Magnoliopsida, Poales, Poaceae.
AUGGACCAGGUGAAGGAGCUGCUCGAGUUGAUCACCGCGCACAAGGAGGCGGGGGAUCGAGUGGCGUUAUACCGGAAUUACCCGCCGCAACCUGAUCUGCCCCGACCAUAUCACUUGUUGCCCAGCGCCGCAGCCGAAGCAAAAAGAGCAAGAACUGCUGGCAACGAGUCGGCCGAGGGUAGCCGGGCGACCGGGGAGAGGGCGCAAGCAAACAACUCCUCCGGGUCAUCCAUGGAGUUAUCUGACGACGCACCGCUAAUCCCCCAGCGGCGCCGGGAGAUGCGGAAAUGCAAAGCCAGCACCGCCGACCUCGCCGGCCCCCAACGACAAAGGGUAGUUGAAACAUCCCCAACCGGGAAUGAUGCGUCAGCAGCCGUGUCUGCAGGAGCUGCUGGGGCGGACCCGUCGUCCUCUCCUGCGAACGACGUGACCAUCGCCGUGGCGGGUGCUGCGCCGGGGCAGCUCGCGCCCUCAACUAGGACAGCCCUGCUACCGGCGACGAGUGCCAUGGGCAUCGCCGCGACGAGUGCCACGCCCGAGCCACUAGCGCCCUCGGCUGGUUCGCCCACACCUCCGGCCGCAAACGCCGUGGUGAAGAAGCCGUUGAAACUGGUGUUGAGGAAACCAACGAUAAUCCGAUCCCAAGUAUCAGCAGCGGCGGUGAUGCUGGACGAGCCAGAACUCGAGUUGGCUCCUCCAGCCCCCGAGCCCUCGCCCGAGCAAGCCGACGCACCGGAACCAGCAGAGGGGGCAGAUGUGGCCUUGCCUGACUCACCACCGCCCGAGCUCCAUCAUGCGGAACUCGAAGCUGGUGGCGAUGAGCAAGUCGAGGCCGCCGUUGCCGCGCCCGCCGAGGUUGCAGAGACCACGCAGCCAUCAGUCUUGGAGGGUGCGGGUACUUCUGGCGAAGAAAUCGUGCUACCAACCCCUAGAGGAGAGAUCGACGACGCACUCCAAGUGAUACACCUCCCAAUGGACGACCUAAACCGCGUGCGGCAAAUGAUCAAGGCGAUUGAUAAGUUUGCCUUGGUAAAUCUGGACUAA